AUGCCCACACGCAUCCUGGAAGCACCGGCACCACCACGUCCUCAGAAGCGGAGAUCCCUCAUGGCCGACUCUGAAGAGGACAUCGACAUGCUCACCCCGGCCGACAUGACGUUCACCCCUGUCGCUCCUUCCAGCCUCUUACCAGACGAGGAGGACGACCAUGAUGUGGACGAGGAUGACGAGGAGGACAACCUCUUCACUGCCCACUCCAACGCGCAGGAGUCUUACCUGGACGAGAACGAGAACGAACCUUCGGUCACAGCGACCUCGCACCGCCGGGUCGUCGCGUUCGCCGACGAGAACCAGGACGACAAUGUCGAGUACGCCGACGAGAACACACACGUAGGCGGUGCGUUCGGGCAUUCGGAUGAGGUCGACGCGGACCUCGGGGACGACACGCUCCACUCGGACUUGGAGCUGGAGGCGGAGGAGGACGACGAGCUGGAGAGUAGCGACGAUGAGGACGACGAGGAUGAUGUGGACGUUGUUCAUGUCGAGGUCCGCCUGCGUCCUGAAGCGACGUUACUGCCGAGCAUCAUCGAGGCCAACAUCCCACCUUUCCUGCGAAACAACUACCGAUGGCUUUCGGGCGGCACACUGGUCGCUCCCGAGGGAUGGGCCGACGUGGGCGUGUUGGGGAGGAGUGUGGAGCAGAUCUACAUUGCUGAAUGCGGUGACGGCCACCCGGUCGACGCCCAAGAGGCCACCUACCAUGUGCACGUGUACAAGACUGUCGACAACUAUGUGGAGCUGAGUGGCGGGCUGGACGAAGACGAAGAGGAACAAGAGGCCAACACCUCGGCGGCGAGCGUGAGGGAUUUGCCGGCGCGCGAGCUCGAGGGACUUUGGGACAACUUGAUAUAUGACGACGAUAUCAAGCCCCGUCUCCUAACAUACAUCCACUCGUCGAUGCUGUUUAGCGAAAACGAGGUGGAUUUCAACGUCAUCGCGUGGAACAGACUCGUCCUCCUUCACGGCCCACCGGGAACAGGAAAGACCUCGCUGUGCCGCGCGCUGGCACACAAGCUAGCCAUCCGCAUGGGCGACAAGUACACGUCUGGCCGACUGGUGGAGAUCAACUCGCACUCGCUGUUCUCCAAGUGGUUUAGCGAGAGUGGCAAGCUCGUUCAAAAGCUCUUUGACAAUGUCACCGCCAUGGUGGAGGAUGAGGCAUGCUUCGUCGUUGUCAUGAUUGACGAAGUAGAGUCCCUCACCAGUGCCCGUGCUGCUGUCGGCGAGCCCUCUGACGCCUUGCGAUCGGUCAACGCCCUCCUCACUCAGCUUGACAAGCUCAAACAACACAAAAACGUCCUUGUCAUGACCACUUCCAACCUGGCGGGCUCUAUCGACCCUGCCUUUGUGGACCGCGCCGAUGUGAAGCAGUACGUCGGCCUGCCCCCCGCGCAGGCCAUCUACUGGAUUUUGGCCGGGUGUCUCCGUGAAUUGGCCCGCUCCGGCCUGUGUCCCGGCGGUGAGAAGCUGCUGGAAUGGGACGAGUUGGCCAGGUCGACAAGAAGUGUGGCGAGCAAGAGGGGUGAGCGGGCACGCAUCGCGUCCCUCCAACUCGCCAACACUGCCCGCCAGGCCAAAGACCAAGAGCUGUCAGGCAGGUUCCUGCGCAAAGUGCCCCUCAUGGCGCAUGCGCGCUACCUCGCCUCCAACAGGACGCCGAGGGUGGAUAAGUGGGUGGAGGCGAUUGCGCGGAGCGUCAAAGACGAAGGAGAGAGCAGGGACCGCAUCGCCGCGGCCGAGGGUACGGCGAGGCGGGUGGCUGCGGCCAAGUGA
This is a messenger RNA of Apiotrichum porosum, 1785 nucleotides long. RefSeq lists its product as uncharacterized. Gene Ontology annotation, biological process: meiotic recombination checkpoint signaling; reciprocal meiotic recombination. Lineage: Eukaryota; Fungi; Basidiomycota; Tremellomycetes; Trichosporonales; Trichosporonaceae. The record is from RefSeq and is a predicted model, not a curated record. The transcript is spliced from 10 exons. Gene Ontology annotation, molecular function: ATP hydrolysis activity; ATP binding. Gene Ontology annotation, cellular component: chromosome; nucleus. Bases 1 to 1785 code for a protein of 594 amino acids.